UCAUCAUCUUCUUCUUCUUCCUCCGCCACAGCAAGUAAAAAGGUACCAAGUAGGUAUAUGAACAUUGUUCCUCAUUUCCUCGGUCCGGUUAGUCCCCACUGGCACCCAGCCAGCCAGCCUUGCGCCUCAUCCUUCGCCCACCAGCAACACCAAAACACCACCCACCAACAACAACAACCACAAACAACACCAACCGUUAACCUGACUGUAUCACCGUCUGUCCGCUGCAUCCACAUCUCCACCGUUGCUCCCGCUACCCUUACGACGCGUCAUGCUCUAGCUGCACGCCCAUGCACAUCACUUCUUCGCUCAUUCUCGCAUGGCAUUUGACGACAGCCGUUGAUUGAUUCUCUUGACUGCACCUCCAAUACCAUCAUUCUGCCUCGUCCGCUGCCGGCCUUCACUGACUAGUCUUUGCCUUUUUGCCUUCCGACUGACCUGCUCGCUCCGUGACAUCUUCACUGCACACUUCCAAGUCCGCCAAUGCCGGUAUUCAACUUCACUGGCCUCUAGGCCACGUCCCUUGGCUGUACUUGGUACUCCAUAAUAAAAUAAAGAACGACUUACGCUUCCCCCCUCUCAAUUCACCCGAAUUAACAGUAAACAACAAUCAACAAUCAAGUCCCUUUACAUACCACUCUGCCAAUGCCAUCCUUAUCCAUCUAUUCAUACCGUUCUUAUACAAGUACACUACAUAACCCAAGCCAAAAAAAACACCGAACUCCGUUAGUUUCCAACCUCCGCAGCCAGCCCGCUCAUCACUCUACUAAUCCAUCCCUCACCACCCAUCUACCGUCCCAACCCGCAAGCGGAAAUGAUUAAAUCCCUUCCGCUAAUCACCCUCCAAGCUUUCUUAACCCCCCACCGCUCAAGAACUUGGGCCGAUCUUGGGAGGGCAUGGAACGGCGCGGCAUGGCAUGGCAUGGCAUGGCGAGUCAAUCUCUCUGUCCAAGGAGACUUGCUCUCUGUUCUUUCGUUUUAUGAAUAUAAAAACACUAAUCAUAUUCUC
This is a messenger RNA of Periconia digitata, 1009 nucleotides long. The record is from the annotation of a GenBank genome assembly. NCBI's taxonomy places the organism in Eukaryota, Fungi, Ascomycota, Dothideomycetes, Pleosporales, Periconiaceae.